AUGUUCGGCAAUUUGGUUACCAUUACAUAUGGCAUCCCGCCUGGAUAUUCGAUCGUUUCGGACGGAUAUAUUGAAAUGCCAUGCGAGCAAUGCCUCUGGGACGCCUCCACGCCCGAGAAAUGGCAAGAGCUUGCGGCUUGGACGGGUAAAAGCUCAUCAUUGUCCCUCAGGGACGCGGUGUCGAAGUUGAUGUGCGCCAACCCAUCCAAUGAUGUGCCUGACGAAUGUUGGACCUGGUCCCCAUUUGCAGUGAAUGUGGUCAUCAACGCGGUGUCGAUCCAGAUCUGGCACAUCACUCAGGGUUCGUAUUUCCUGGGCCAUUUUUCCGGCCACGAAUGGCCUCAGGAAACGCAAAAGUCGCAACUAUGGGUACAGACGGAAGCGGCAUUAUCCAGGUGUCGCGCUCUAAUUACCCAGGCACGGUCGGAUGCAGACUACGCCUGGGCGGAGGCUGACGGACCCCUCCUCUUCAACUGCCUCGCUGUACUACGGGUCAGUUAUUGCCGCACUUUCACCGGCAUCGGAGCGGCAGAUUCUAUGAUGCUUCUGAAAGGCAGCCGCGCCGAGCUUGUUGCGUCGAUCGAAGACUUUGUCGCCAUGCCCCAAGAUAGGAGUGACCGUGUCACAAGGGCGGUUACUCGGGCUUUUGAGGGCAUGUUGAUUCCGUACAAGUCAGGGACGUUGCUCAUCAAGAAGACUGCCGCCUUGACCUGGGCCAUAGGACACGCUCUUGCAGGCUGGGAGACAGCCUUGCUCGUGACCAAGUGGGUAUAUACAAUUGAGGUACAAAGCCGCCGGGGAAUCAACGGGACCAUCACUGAGCGAGAGGCUCAGACCAUGCAGAGCAUUCGAGAUCUUCUGGCUGAUCUUGAGGACGAUGAAUCGGUGAACCAAAACUCCGUAUGCUUGGCCGCUACGCUGGCGCGACAUUGGGCGGGAUUCUAUGAUGAUACUUGGGUCUGGGGAGUGACGCCUCGGAUGGGCUGGGCUCUCCGAGAGUUGGCCAACUGUUACGAGAGCAGCUUGCCUGAUGGCACUGGCAGGUUAGCAAGCUAG
This is a messenger RNA of Exophiala dermatitidis NIH/UT8656, 1056 nucleotides long. RefSeq lists its product as uncharacterized. The coding region runs from base 1 to 1056 and encodes 351 amino acids. NCBI's taxonomy places the organism in Eukaryota, Fungi, Ascomycota, Eurotiomycetes, Chaetothyriales, Herpotrichiellaceae. The record is from RefSeq and is a predicted model, not a curated record. The transcript has 2 exons.